UUGUUUACCCAUUUAGAGAAACGCAUUGAUCCUGUCAGCGGUAGAGUUUACUACGUCAAUCACAUAAACCGCACUACGCAGUGGGAGCACCCACUGCUACCUAGCGUUCCUGGUAUAAUGGAACAACCAUUGCCGACCGGAUGGGAAAUUGGUUUGACCGAAGAUGGUUUGCCAUUUUUUAUUGACCAUAACACCAGAAUGACGACGUAUAAUGAUCCUAGAACGGGAAAACCGCUUGAAACUCUUUCAUUAUUUGGCAAAUCCGUUAACAGCUUUAGUUGGAAGAUCAGCCAGUUCAAGUAUCUCUGCUUGUCAAAUAGUAUGCCAAAUCACGUGAAGAUUGUCAUUUCGCGGUCAAACCUCUUUGAAGAUUCGUUUGCCGAAAUCAUGCGCAAAAAUCCUAUCGACCUCCGACGUCGUUUGUACAUCCAAUUCAGGGGUGAAGAGGGCUUGGAUUAUGGUGGGCUCGCAAGGGAAUGGUUUUUCCUUUUGAGUCACGACGUUCUUAAUCCCAUGUAUUGCUUGUUUGAAUACGCCGGUAAAAACAAGUACAGUCUCCAGAUCAACCCAGCGUCGUUUGUCAACCCUGAUCACUUGAAAUAUUUUACGUUUAUCGGCCGUUUUAUAGCUAUGACUCAUGAGCUGAAGCCGAACGGUGCCUCAAUACGUGUGUGUGAGGCGAACAAAGAGGAAUAUAUAAAUUUGAUGACCGAAUGGCGCCUCAAUCGCGGGGUCGAAGAGCAAACCAAAGCUUUCUUUGCCGGUUUUAACUCUGUGUUUCCUCUCGAAUGGCUUCAAUACUUUGACGAACGAGAACUGGAACUUUUGCUUUGCGGUAUGCAAGAAAUCGAUGUCGAGGACUGGCAACGCAAUACGAUUUAUCGUGGUUAUAAUUCUUCCAGUAAACAGAUACAGUGGUUUUGGCAGUUCACCAGCACCCUUGACAGUGUAAAGCGUGCCCGACUACUUCAGUUUGUCACCGGAACGUGCAGAGUUCCUGUUGGUGGUUUUGCUGAAUUGAUGGGAAGCAACGGCCUUCAACUUUUCUGUAUCGAGAAAACUGGCAAGGAAAACUGGCUUCCGAGAAGUCACACGUGUUUUAACAGAUUGGAUCUUCCGCCUUACCGUUCCUAUGAGCAGCUGGCAGAAAAGUUGAAAAGAGCUAUUGAAGAAACGGAGGGAUUUGGAACUGAAUAGCU
Molecule: messenger RNA, 1199 nt
Organism: Soboliphyme baturini
Lineage: Eukaryota; Metazoa; Nematoda; Enoplea; Dioctophymatida; Soboliphymatidae
Source: the annotation of a GenBank genome assembly